Molecule: messenger RNA, 1993 nt
Organism: Botrytis cinerea B05.10
Lineage: Eukaryota; Fungi; Ascomycota; Leotiomycetes; Helotiales; Sclerotiniaceae
Exons: 1
Coding region: 327-1526 (399 amino acids)
Source: RefSeq, a predicted model, not a curated record
GUAAGCAUUAUCAGUUGUCAAGUACUUCUUCCAUGCGACGGUCAAAAAACCUUCGUGCGACGUUCAUCUUGUCUGUUGAAAAGGUAAAUACUUCGUCGAUGCUAUUUAUAACUUUGAACAACAACAAUAAUCUAUCGUCGACACUAUAGCUAGUCAAAAUUCACCUUCUUUGUUCUUCGCAAGAUCCCCAAAAUAAGUCGUGAAUCAAAUAAUACCUUUGCUUUGUCUUCGCCCAUUCACACAAGUCCAGCUCCAACCUCAAGUUCUUUGAUAAAACAGGUCAAGUCUAGUCAAAAUGGCUUUUGUAACUGCCAUUAGCGGAAACUAUGGUCAUUCAUGGCUUCAAAUUUAAGAAUACUACAUUUUCAUGCAAUACUACAACCCCACACAAUAUGGCGACCCUGAAUUACUCUUUACAGGUCAACAACGCGGUCUCGGACGCAGCUGGUAUCUUAGCAUCUGCGCCUCCUAACUAUGUCAUUUCGGUCGAUACUGUUACUAUUUCACCAUCGACUGGAAGUAAUCUUGCUCCUCCUAAGAGUUCAGUAACUCAAUCACCAUCAAACUCGUUUCCAGAUCCUAAUGUCCUUGUUAUUACUACCUUCUCAACAACAACCAUUCCAUAUGUAGAUCCGGUCACCCAAGUUCCUACUCUGUCUUCAGUUCAAGCAACAACCGAACAUGUCGCUCCUGGCACUUCAUCUACUUCCGUCUUGUUCGGCUUUCCCGUAGCCUCUGCGGUACCAUCAAGUGCUACAAACAUCAUCCCUUCUUCUACAAUACUUUCAAAUAUCAUACCUACAUCUUUAACGACAAAUCCAACUCUUACACCGUCGUACAUAGUUCCCACCACUCUAGAAACAUCAUCUUCCACCCCUUCACCACAAUCAACACAAGCACCUGCCUCUCUCACAUCCACCACGCCACUCCCCACCAACUCUAACACUUCAACCAGCCACCUCGGAGCCUACAUUGGUGGUGCUGUCGGUGGUGCCGCGGUCAUCAUACUUUUUCUCCUCGCCAUCUUCUGUCUUGCCCGCCGUCGCAAACGUAGAUCCCCUAAACACCAUCCCGAUCGCCCUGCUUUCAUCGGCGGCUAUGAAUUAAAAUUAGAUAAAGUAGGAGAUUUACAACGCGUUGUACAUGAGAAGAUAAUCAGAAGAAACACAUUUGAAGCAUGGAAGAGUGGUGUUGUGCCUGGUCUUAAGCAAGACGUAGAUGGCAUGGCUGGUGAAAGCGAAAUUAGUAUUAGUGGUGGAACCCCCCAGACUGGAUAUUCCAGUCCGCUAGGAGAUGUUCCGGAAGGUGUGAUUUCCCGGGACCCAGAUCAGGAGGGAAGAGAAUUCGGAGGAGAGGAACGGAGUGAAGUUGGAGAUGAUGAAGAUGGAUAUGCGGUCUCGCCAAUGGAGGAGGAGCAGACACCUUCGAGACCUGUAUCUGGCAUCAGUCCUUUGAUAUUCGAAUGGGAAAAUAGAACAAACCAGAGAGUAGAUUCAAAUACUGGUAUGAUUGGGCUGGCAAUAUAGAUUUACGGGAUUUGCAUCAGAUGUGGAAUACACGAAGAGAAACACAUAGACCGAGUGUACAUACUACUAUUGAUAUAUUAGAUACAGUUAGCAACAUCAAUUUAACGCAGACGACCUUGAAAUCUAAAGAUAAAAAUCCAUCUACGUACUCUCGCAACAGUAGUGAGCUCCAUCCACAUUCCCAACCCAUGUCACUGUUGCACUCUGGCUCAUUUAAUUCAAUAUGAUUAUAUAUUUUAAUUGCAUGGGAAAUCCCAACAAACAACACAAUCUCAAGCGGCUUUAGCUCACUUGGGAGAGCGCCAGACUGAAGUCCACUUCAGGAACCCAAUAGAUCUCAUCUGUUUAUCUGGAGGCACUGUGUUCGAUCCACAGAAGCCGCAUUCUGCGAGUCGGGGACCACCUCGACUGACAUUCUCUUUUUGCCAAUUCUGAUUAUGAUUCUGAUGACGAUGUUUAAAAUACCA